AUGAGUCUGUACUUAGGAAACCCCAUGGACCCACCAGAUGUCUUGGGGUUGGACCUCAAUGCUGCCCGGCCCACUCAGCUACUGGGACGAGCAAAAAAGCCAUGCUACGACUCAGUGACUGAGGACGAUGAGCUAACCGCCUCAGGCCUCAAGAGGCUGUCGUUACGGAAAGCAGGUUCCAUCCUCAAGCUCAAACCCGCCGCCUGGGUCUCCGCCUCCAAACAGGGGGAACGGACUACGGGUUCAGGCCACACCCCCAGCAAGGUGUCGCUCAUCAACUUUGAGCAGGAGUUUCCCCCGGCCACACCCACUCCCUCCCCAGUGGCGGAGCUACAGUUGCCCUCAUUGGUCAAGCUGGCCCUGGAGGCGGAGUCUAUUCUGGACAGGACUCCUCCUCAGAGCCCAUGGUGCUCGCUGCCCUGCCCUUUACACCCAACGCCAGUGGUGGACUGGGACGCCCGCCCCUUACCUCCACCUCCUGCGUACGAUGACGUGGCGCAGGACGAGGAGGACAUGGAAGUGAGCUCCAUCAACAGCUUGGAGCAGCGACAGCAGGGGGGGAUGGGUGAGAGCCACAGCCCCACGGAGGCCAUCCCGGCUGGGGAGGAGGGGAAACCCCUGGAGGACAACCUCUUCUUACCCUCCCAACAGAGCCAGGCCUACACAUCCUUCUCCCAAUCAGCAGAGAUCUUUCAGGAGCUCCAGCAGGAGUGCAUGAGGAGGCUCAAUGUGCCCACAGGAGGAGUUCCCCAGCCCCCCUCUCCGUCACCGAGCUCAGGCCUCCAGUCCAUAGACGUGCACCGCCAUAUCGUCCUAUCCUUCUCCGAGGACAAGCCCCAGAUCCCUCCCCGCAUUCCCAUCCCGCCUCGCCCCGUCAAACGAGGGGACUACACCCGCUGGUCCGGUGACCUGUCCCCUGCUCCAGCUUCCGAGGAAGUCCAGGACCGGCCCCCUCAGAUCCCCCCACGGAACCCCCUGUCCCAGCCAGGCUCGCGCACCCCCAGUCCCAUGGGGCUCCAGGUGGGCUCCCCCCAGCAGAGGACAAUGGUUUGCCCCAGCGCCCCUCCUCCGGCCACAUACGGAUCCUACCUCUCCACAUCCCCGGGGAAGAUCAUGCCCACUACGCACAGCUUUGCCUCGGACCCAAAAUACGCCGCGCUCAAGGUCAUCCAAGCACAAGCCCAGGGUAAGGACCUGGCCAAGGGGCCAUGCAUCCUGCCCAUUGUCCGCGACGGCCGCAAAGUCAGCAACACGCACUACUACCUCCUGCCCGAGAGGCCGCCUUACCUGGACCGCUUCGACCGCUUCUUCAGGGAAGCAGAAAACGUGCCGACCGGUGGCGGCAGUGGGAUCUGUGAGGAGAGGCAGCAGGCCAACACGGCCACGGUCAGGCCAAUGGUGGUGAACCAGCAGCAGCAGAGCAAGGGAGGAGAUUUCAAGGCCAACUUCUCCAACAACAACAGCAGUCUGGGCUGCCGGCCGGGCAUGAAGGCCUUCCUCAGCCUGCCUAGGGUCAGCUCUGAGGGGUCAGCCAGCAGGGCAGCGGGUGGAACCACAACAGACCAGGUCAAGAUGGUGCAGGAGGCUGUACAUGGCGUGACUGUAGAGGAGUGUCAGACAGCCCUCCAGAACCACAACUGGAACGUGCAGAAAGCUGUGCACUACCUCAAGGUUGAGCAGCUGUUCUGUCUUGGCCUGAAGACCAGGCUGGAGUGUCUCAAGAUGCUGGAGAUGUACAACUGGAACCUGGAAGUGGCCAGCACUCAGCUCCUGGACUCCUACAGCGCCGUCACGCAAAGGCGGUGACCGAUGCUAGGAGCAACAGCAGAACUUUUGUCUUUUAGGGGACGGAGUCUGCUCCCAUCCCUCUUUUAUGACUUGCCAGACGCAUCCCUUAAGAAGACGGGGAUUUGAGUGUGGACCUGGGGUACAUUUGACUGUGUGAUGGGCCAUGGCUGCAGUCUUGCCUACUGUACACUGAGACCUGGUCCUCAGUGGAGGCUGCUGAGGGGAGGAUGGCUCAUAAUAAUGUCUGGAAUGGAGUCAAUGGAAUGGUAUCAAACACAUCAAAGACGUGGUUUCCUUGUGGUUGAUAACAUUCCAUCGACUCCAUUCCAGAUAUUAUUAUGAGCCGUCCUCCCCUCAGCAGCCUCCACACUGAGGACCAGGGGGCUAGCCUCCACACUGAGGACCAGGGGGCUAGCCUCCACUGAGGAGCCUCCCGUUCUACCACCGAAUAUGAGUAGAAGUCGACAUAGAAUACAGGUAGUGAAACCAUACUCUUCAAGGGACCAUGGUGUCUGCUGGUUCCUACCCUAUACCCAACACUGAAGGAAAAACAUCCUCUUUUUCAUUGCUGGUCUCCCCGAUUCAGUUAUAUCAAUGCCACAAUACACCUUUGACCAACUAGGCUGACCUCUUUUGUGUUAUUACUGAGAUAUGAAUCAGCACUCCCCUACUGUAAGUGAGCUUUGCUAAGCUCCUCGGUUUGGAUAGGGGCUUGUUUUAGGGAGGCCAGCAUCUUUCUGCUGCGCCGCCCGCCCUCCCAGGCUCUACUGUGUUUUAGCAGAGGGCAAAGUUCACAAAGCCCACCUGGAUGGAGAGAACGAAUACAAGAGAGGGGGGAAAAAAAACGAAAUGCAGCUGGUCUACUUUUAAGUCGACUCCUUUUUUUAUUUUCUAUUCUAGAGAUUUCUACUUGAUUUUUAUUAAGGAGAGGAAUUAAGAGAUUUUUUUUUUUAUGCACACAAACAGUUACAUACAUGAAUAGUUCAGUUUAUAUAUCUGUAGCGAAUAUGUGCUAGAAGUUGGUAUUUUUAGUUUUUAGUGCUCUGUUUUUAAUAUAUUUUGGGUUUUGAACCGGUUGUUUGAAAAGGGGGACAUAUUGAAAACAUUCAAUUCUUGAGAUUAAAAAAUAUAUAUAUAUUUUGUCAGUUAUUAAAACCAUGUAUGUUGUGCUUUCCCUGAAUCGAGUUCACUUAUGUUUGUCAGUGACAUCAAUCUGAUCCACUCCUGGUGGCCAUGUAGAACUUCUGGUGUGCUAUAUGACGCCUGACUAGUCAUAGUGCUCUCACACUAUCUACUCUAAACACCUGCCCACACAAAACAACUGAUGAAAAUCGCCCACUGGCUCGCCAAUUUUACCAUGUGUUCAAAGCACGUUGAUACUUCUAGUAUUAAGAACAUUGCCGCUAGUCUUUCCCUCAACUAUUAGGGGCUAAAACCCUCAGUCAACACCCAUAGGUUACACACAAUUUUGACCGGGAAGACUAGAUACCACUGGCUCUAGUUGAUGACACACCACGUCAAGCACAUGCAAGAUACAACACGUCACCAUACUGGACGUUAGUCUCAGACAAUAAAGUGUAUAGCCUAGAGCAAACUGUAUAGUGAUAUGUGUUGGUUGGAUGUAUUUUCUAUUCUGUCUUAUCCUGAUGCACGCUGUGUGCUUUUCCGUGUGUUAUGAUUCAAAUAAUGUUUUUUGGCGAACUGAACAUUAAUAUACUGUACACUGAACAAAAAUAUAAAACGCAACAUGUAAAGUGUUGGUAACAUGAGCUGAAAUAAAA
Molecule: messenger RNA, 3569 nt
Organism: Salvelinus namaycush (lake trout)
Lineage: Eukaryota; Metazoa; Chordata; Actinopteri; Salmoniformes; Salmonidae
Product: activated CDC42 kinase 1-like
Exons: 6
Coding region: 1-1806 (601 amino acids)
Biological process (GO): negative regulation of epidermal growth factor receptor signaling pathway; phosphorylation; signal transduction
Cellular component (GO): extrinsic component of cytoplasmic side of plasma membrane
Molecular function (GO): protein serine/threonine/tyrosine kinase activity; protein binding
Source: RefSeq, a predicted model, not a curated record